AUGAAUAUCUUAUCGUUAUUCACAAGAAGAAGCAUUACGAAAAAUUUCAAAAGUUUCUUUUAUAAAUCUUCAUUUUUCUACCAGCAGGAAGAUCAAGUUGAUGUUGGAAAUCCAUUUUGCUUAGAACCACUUGAAUAUAAGAAUCAUACGCUUAGAAGUCAUGACAAUUGUCAACGGCAAAGGCUCUAUGAAUUCGGUAUGUACGUUGCUGCGUGUAUGCCUAAGUAUGUUCAAAAAGUUCAAAUGCAACACACUGAUCAACUAGAAAUAUUGGUUGCUCCUGAAGGUAUAUUUCAAGUGUUGAGUUUUUUGUGCCAUCAUCAACAUGCGUGUUUCAAUGCUUGCUCUGCUGUAACUGCAAUAGAUGUGCCUAGCAGGGAAUACAGGUUCGAAUUGAUAUAUUUUCUUCUCAGCAUGAGAUUUGGACAGCGUGCACGUGUGAAAACUUACACUGAUGAAUUAACUCCUAUACAUUCAGCAUAUGCUUUGUGGAAUGGAUGUCAAUAUUUUGAAAGAGAAAUAUACGACAUGUUUGGCGUUGUAUUUAGUCAUCAUCCUGAUCUAAGGAGAAUUCUUACAGAUUAUGGCUUCAAUGGUCACCCUCUUAGAAAAGAUUUCCCUCUAAUUGGCUACACAGAGGUCAGAUAUGAUGACGAUCUGAAAAAAAUUGUUUAUGAACCAGUAGAAUUUGCACAAGAGUUCCGUAGUUAUAAACUGGAAUCACCAUGGAAUUACACAAGCAAUUUUCAUGAAGGCUACAAUAAUCCACCAUUGCCCGAAAAAGAUAAAUGAUUUAAUUUUCAUAUUUGUUCGUACUAUUUAUAUUUCUAAUGUUAUUUAAAAACAUUGAACUCACUAUAUUUAUCUGUUAA
Messenger RNA from Achroia grisella, 872 nucleotides. RefSeq names its product NADH dehydrogenase [ubiquinone] iron-sulfur protein 3, mitochondrial-like. Gene Ontology annotation, molecular function: NADH dehydrogenase (ubiquinone) activity. Bases 1 to 792 code for a protein of 263 amino acids. The transcript has a single exon. Lineage: Eukaryota; Metazoa; Arthropoda; Insecta; Lepidoptera; Pyralidae. The record is from RefSeq and is a predicted model, not a curated record.